CUUCCUUUCCAAACCAGUACCAAACAAACCGCCACCAUGCCUCAAGGAAUUCCCACCGCCUCCCGUCUCCUGGACCUCUUCAGCCUCAAGGGCAAGGUCGUCGUCGUCACCGGCGCCUCCGGACCCCGCGGCAUGGGCAUUGAGGCUGCCCGCGGUUGCGCCGAGAUGGGCGCCGACCUGGCCCUCACCUACUCCAGCCGCAAGGAGGGAGCCGAGAAGAACAAGGCCGAGCUCGAGAAGGAGUACGGCGUCAAGGUCAACAUCUACAAGCUGAAUGUCAGCGACUACGAGGAUGUCGACAAGACCGUCAAGCAGAUCCUCUCUGACUUUGGCAAGAUCGAUGCCUUCAUCGCCAACGCCGGUGCUACCGCCGACAGUGGUGUCAUCGACGGCUCCAAGGAGGCUUGGGACCACGUUAUCCAGAUCGACCUGAACGGCACUGCGUACUGCGCCAAGGCCGUCGGCGCUCACUUCCGCGAACGCGGCACGGGAUCCUUCGUCAUCACCGCCUCCAUGUCCGGCCACAUCGCCAACUACCCCCAGGAGCAGACCUCGUACAACGUCGCAAAGGCAGGCUGCAUCCACAUGGCCCGCUCGCUCGCCAACGAGUGGCGCGACUUUGCCCGUGUCAACUCCAUCUCCCCCGGCUAUAUUGACACCGGCCUGUCCGACUUCGUUGCCCAGGAGACUCAGGAGCUGUGGAAGAGCAUGAUCCCCAUGGGCCGCAACGGUGACGCCAAGGAGCUCAAGGGCGCCUACGUCUAUCUUGUCUCCGACGCCAGCACCUACACCACCGGCGCUGACAUCGUCAUCGACGGCGGUUACUGCUGCCGAUAG
Messenger RNA from Colletotrichum gloeosporioides, 837 nucleotides. RefSeq names its product NADP-dependent mannitol dehydrogenase. NCBI's taxonomy places the organism in Eukaryota, Fungi, Ascomycota, Sordariomycetes, Glomerellales, Glomerellaceae. The transcript has 2 exons. Gene Ontology annotation, cellular component: intracellular anatomical structure. Gene Ontology annotation, molecular function: oxidoreductase activity, acting on NAD(P)H, oxygen as acceptor. The record is from RefSeq and is a predicted model, not a curated record. The annotation marks the transcript as partial.